Glycine soja is the source of this 9574-nucleotide messenger RNA. RefSeq lists its product as uncharacterized. Gene Ontology annotation, molecular function: ADP binding; ATP hydrolysis activity. The transcript has 15 exons. Lineage: Eukaryota; Viridiplantae; Streptophyta; Magnoliopsida; Fabales; Fabaceae. Bases 539 to 9280 code for a protein of 2913 amino acids. The record is from RefSeq and is a predicted model, not a curated record.
UACAUUUACUUCAGUCACCCACUACCACCUUAGAAGCCACACUUUACAUUCGAAACAGUAUUGUUUAUAUUUUGUCAUUUGUUUGGUCAUGCUCUCAGUAUUAUCUUGCUUCGUUACUCCUUGUUGGUUUUCUACGGAAUGUUUAUUGGCAUGGGAUAGUCGCAAGUAAUUAAAGACAAAUCACAACUCAGUAGUCAUCCAAUUCCAAAAAGACAGCUUUACAAAGCAGCAGCUUCAAAACGAGCGAAGUAUUCAUAAAGGAGAAUGCAGAGAGGCAAAUAUAAAGAAGAAAAGAAAUGGGAAAAAAGAGUACUUGCUGAAGAACAGGAGCUUUCCUCAUUCUUAGUUCGUCUCACAACAAAGCAGCUUCAAAACGAGGGAAGUAUUCAUAAAGGAGAAUACAGAGAGGCAAAUAUAAAGAAGAAAAGAAAUGGGAAAAUAGAGUACUUGCUGAAGAACAGGAGCUUUCCUCAUUCUUAGUUUGUCUCACAACAAAGAGAUGUAAUUGUACCUAGUACAAGAAAAUCAAGGUCAAAGCAUGGACGCUGUGUCAUCCGCACUACUAGAGCCAGUAACUAAUUCUGUGUUGGAUCUGAUUAAAAAGCAAGUGGAUUACAUCCGUUAUAGGCAAAACAUUGAUGAACUAGACGAGUGUGUUAAGCAGCUUAAACAUAAAAAGGAGAUAGUAGAUCAUAAAUGUGAGGAAGCUGUCAAAAAUGGACACGAAAUUGAAGGUAAGGUUAGAGAAUGGUUAGGGAAAGUGGGUAAAUUUGAGACAGAAGUGGAGAAGUAUCGGAAGGAUGAUGGCCACAAAAAGACACGGUUUUCCAAUUGUUUAUUUCUUUACUUUUGGCAUAGACUAGGCAGACUAGCAAAGAAGAUGGCAGUUGAGGGUAAAAAGAUAACCGAUGAUUGCCCCAAUUCUGAUGAAAUUGCCUAUCGGGUAUACGUAACAUCUAAUGAUGCCAUUUUGUCUAAUAAUGACCUUAUGGAUUUUGGUUCUAGAAAAUCCAUAAUGGAACAAAUAAUGGCAACACUUGUUGAAGAUCCCACUGUGAAAAUGAUUGGAGUGUAUGGACGAAGUGGGGUGGGUAAGAGCACUUUAAUCAAAGCAAUUGCUAAAAUUGCUCGAGACAAGAAGUUGUUUAAUGUGGUGGCUUUUUCAGAAAUAACAGACAACCCCAAUCUAAAACAAGUCCAGGAAGAUAUUGCUUACCCUUUGGGAUUGAAAUUGGAAGGAGAAGGUGAGAAUGUAAGAGCUGAUAAUCUACGAAGGAGGUUAAAGAAAGAGAAAGAGAACACCCUUAUAAUCUUGGAUGACCUUUGGGACAGAUUAGACUUGAAUAGGUUGGGAAUUCCACUUGAUGGUGAUGUUGAUGAUAAUGAUUUAAGCAAGAAGACAAAUAGUGAUAAUCAGGGUCCCCAAGGGCCGACAAAAGAAAAAUCUCUUGGUGAUUAUAAGGGUUGCAAAAUUUUGCUAACUUCAAGGAAACAAAAUGUAUUAACGGAUAAAAUGGAAGUUAAAUUAACUUUCUGUGUAGAGGAAUUAGAUGAAAAAGAUGCUCUGAAGUUGUUUCGGAAGGAGGCUGGAAUACAUGGUGAAAUGUCCAAGUCUAAACAAGAAAUUGUUAAGAAGUAUUGUGCUGGGUUACCUAUGGCAAUAGUUACAGUUGGAAGGGCAUUAAGAGACAAGAGCGACUCAGAGUGGGAAAAACUUAAAAACCAAGACCUGGUGGGAGUUCAGAAUCCGAUGGAGAUUUCUGUAAAAAUGAGUUAUGACCAUCUAGAAAAUGAGGAGCUCAAGUCCAUUUUCUUUCUUUGUGCUCAAAUGGGUCAUCAACCCCUAAUUAUGGACUUGGUGAAGUAUUGCUUUGGUUUGGGAAUACUUGAAGGGGUCUACUCGCUUGGGGAAGCUCGGGACAGAAUAUCUACAUCAAUCAAAAAGCUGAAAGACUCAGGUUUGGUGUUGGAUGGAAGUUCUAGUAUUCAUUUCAAUAUGCACGAUCUGGUUCGAGAUGCUGCUUUAUCUAUAGCACAGAACGAGCAAAAUGUAUUUACUUUGAGAAAUGGGAAACUUAAUGAUUGGCCUGAACUCAAGAGGUGCACUUCUAUUUCUAUAUGCAAUAGUGAUAUCAUUGAUGAGCUUCCUAAUGUUAUGAACUGUCCUCAACUUAAAUUUUUCCAAAUUGACAAUGAUGAUCCAUCUUUAAAAAUACCUGAGAGUUUUUUUAAGAGAAUGAAAAAACUCAGAGUGUUAAUAUUGACUGGCUUUCAUCUAUCAAGCUUACCAUCUUCAAUUAAGUGCCUAUCAGACCUCAGAUUGCUUUGUUUGGAGCGAUGCACUUUAGAUGACAACUUAUCCAUCAUAGGGAAGCUGAAAAAAUUAAGAAUUCUCAGCUUUUCUGGAUCUCGAAUUGAAAAUUUGCCAGCUGAGUUGAAGGACUUGGAUAAACUACAAUUACUAGACAUCAGCAAUUGUUCAAUAGUCACCAUGAUUCCACCUAAUCUUAUAUCAAGGUUGACUUCGUUGGAAGAGCUGUAUGUAAGAAAGUGUUUCAUGGAAGUGUCGGAGGAAGGAGAGAGAAACCAAAGUCAAAAUUCAUUUAUUUCUGAACUAAAGCAUUUGCAUCAAUUGCAAGUGGUGGACUUAAGCAUUCCAUGUGCUGAAUUUUUUGCAAAGGAAUUGUUCUUUGACAACUUAAGUGAUUACAAGAUUGAGAUUGGGAACUUCAAAACUCUUUCAGCUGGAGAUUUCAGAAUGCCUAAUAAGUAUGAAAAUUUCAAAUCUUUGGCAUUGGAGCUGAAGGAUGACACUGACAAUAUUCACUCUCAGACAGGAAUAAAGUUGUUGUUUGAAACAGUUGAAAAUUUGUUUUUGGGAGAGCUGAAUGGUGUUCAAGAUGUUAUUAAUGAGUUGAAUUUGAAUGGAUUUCCACAUCUGAAACACUUUUCCAUCGUAAACAACCCUAGCAUCAAAUAUAUCAUCAACUCAAAGGAUUUGUUUUAUCCUCAGGAUGUUUUUCCCAAGUUGGAAUCUCUAUGCCUCUACAAACUAAAAGAGAUAGAGAUGAUAUACUUUAGUUCAGGUACAGAGAUGAUAUGCUUUAGUCCAUUUACAGAUUGCUCGUUCACCAAAUUGAAAACGAUCAAGGUCCAGAAGUGUGACCAAUUGAAGAAUCUUUUCUCCUUUUGCAUGGUUAAAUUGCUUGUGAGUCUUGAAACAAUUGGUGUUUCCGAUUGUGGUUCUUUAGAGGAGAUCAUUAAAAUACCUGACAAUUCUAAUAAGAUUGAGUUUCUUAAGUUGAUGUCUUUGUCACUUGAAUCAUUAUCAUCAUUCACUAGUUUUUAUACCACAGUAGAGGGGUCUUCUACAAACAGGGAUCAGAUACAAAUUACUGUUAUGACUCCUCCUCUUUUUGGUGAACUGGUUGAAAUACCAAACUUAGAGAACUUGAAUUUAAUCUCAAUGAACAAGAUCCAGAAGAUAUGGAGCGACCAGCCCCCGUCAAACUUCUGCUUUCAAAACUUAAUAAAAUUAUUUGUGAAAGAUUGUGAAAAUUUGAGAUAUUUGUGUUCAUUGUCCGUGGCCAGCAGUUUGAGGAAACUGAAAGGCCUCUUUGUAAGCAACUGUAAAAUGAUGGAGAAGAUUUUUAGCACAGAAGGAAAUAGUGCAGACAAGGUUUGCGUCUUUCCUGAGUUAGAGGAAAUCGACCUCGACCAAAUGGAUGAGUUAACAGACAUAUGGCAAGCUGAAGUGAGUGCUGAUUCCUUUUCUAGUCUCACUUCUGUGUACAUUUAUAGGUGCAAUAAACUAGACAAAAUUUUUCCGAGUCACAUGGAAGGAUGGUUUGCGAGUUUGAACAGCUUGAAGGUUUCUUAUUGUGAGUCAGUGGAAGUGAUUUUUGAAAUCAAAGAUUCUCAGCAAGUAGAUGCAUCUGGUGGGAUAGACACAAAUUUGCAGGUUGUUGAUGUAUCCUAUCUCCCAAAGUUGGAGCAAGUGUGGAGCAGGGAUCCAGGAGGAAUUCUUAACUUCAAAAAACUGCAGAGUAUAGAGGUGUAUUAUUGUGAAAGAUUGAGGAAUGUAUUUCCAGCUUCUGUGGCCAAAGAUGUUCCAAAGCUUGAAUACAUGUCGGUCAGACGGUGUGAUGGAAUUGUGGAAAUUGUUGCCUGUCAAGAUGGAUCCGAAACAAACACUGAACAAUUAGUGUUUCCUGAACUAACCUACAUGAAUUUAAAUGGCCUACGAAGCAUCCAGCAUUUCUACAGGGGGAGACAUCCUAUAGAGUGUCCAAAAUUGAAGAAGUUGGAAGUAGACGAAUGUAACAAGAAGCUAAAAACAUUCGGAACCGGAGAAAGGAGCAAUGAAGAAGAUGAAGCAGUUAUGUCAGCUGAAAAGAUAUUCCCCAACUUGGAGUUUUUGGAUAUUCACUUUGACGAAGCACAGAAGUGGUUAUUGAGCAACACUGUGAAGCAUCGAAUGCACCGUUUAAAAGAGCUUAGGUUAACCGAAGUUAAUGAUGGUGAACGUCUCUGUCAAAUUCUGUACAGAAUGCCAAAUCUAGAAAAGUUAUUAUUGUGGGAAGCUAAACAUUUGCUUAAAGAGUCGUCGGAGUCACGUUUGGGAACCGUAUUACAGCUGAAGGAAUUGGUUUUGUCAUCGUCAGAGAUAAAGGAUAUAGGAUUUGAACGAGAACCAGUUCUACAGAGACUAGAGCUUUUGAGCUUAUCUGAGUGCCACAAAUUGAGGAAUUUGGCUCCUCCCUCGGUAUCAUUGGCUUACUUGACAAAUUUGAAUGUAAAGUAUUGUAAAGGAUUAAGGAAUUUAAUGGCAUCCUCAACUGCAAAAAGCUUGGUUCAACUUAAGUCCAUGACGAUAAGCGGAUGUGAUGAAUUAGAGGAAAUAGUAAGCAAUGAGGGAAAUGAAGAAGCAGAGCAAAUAGUGUUUGGCAAAUUGAUUACUAUAGAACUUGAGUGGCUAAAAAAGCUGAAAAGUUUUUGCAGUUACAAGAACUAUGAAUUCAAAUUCCCGUCAUUGGAAGUAUUGAUUGUGAGAAAAUGCCCAUGGAUGCAAAGAUUCACGGAGGGUGGCGCAAGAGCAGCAAAGUUACAAAACAUAGUUACUGCUUAUGAAGUUGGAAAAGAGGAAGCCAAAUGGCAGUGGGAAGGAGACUUGAAUGCCACCAUACAAAAUGUUUGGGAAGAUCAGCUUUUGGAGUCUGCAAGUACUGCAUCAUCUCUUAGUCUCAGAUAUAGCCCACUCCAAGUGAUAUGGCUUGACUCACGGCGGAUCACAAAGUCGUGCUUCAGUAAGUUGAAGUCUUUGACUGUGUACGGAUGCCAAUUUUUAACAGAUGUUGUCAUACCCUUCUAUUUACUUCCUCUCUUAACUAAUUUGGAACAAUUACAAGUCCGAAACUGUGGUUCUGUGAAAAGCAUAUUUGACGUGACAACAACUAAGGGAGCAGCAGCCUUCCCUAGACCUCUCCCUUUUUCCCUCAAGAAAUUGACUUUAGAGAGGCUGCCAAAACUGGAGAAUGUCUGGAAUGAAGAUCCUCAUGGAAUUCUAACCAUGCAACUUCUACAACAUGUUAUUGUUGCAGAGGAUAAUGCAGAUCCAAGAGAAGCAAAUCUGGAGCUUACGUUCCCGGGUCCCUGUGUGAGGUCAUUGAAACUACAAGGUUUGCCCAAGUUCAAGUAUUUUUACUACUGCUCACUCCAGACACCUACCGAGGAUGAAAUGCCUACAUCCAACUUACAGUGCCUGUCACUCGGUGAAAAAGGACUGGAGAUGAUCAAGCGUGGAGAAUUUCAGAGAAACUUCUUACACAAGUUACAAGUUCUUACUCUGUGCUUUCAUAUUGGGUCGAAUGUAUUUCCAUAUGAAAUUCUACAACUGGCGCCCAAUAUAGAGAAGCUUGUGGUGUGUGAUGGUUCCUUCAAGGAGAUUUUCUGCUUUGAUAGUCUUAAUGUGGAUGAGGCUGGACUCCUAUUACAGCUCAAAGUCUUAUGCUUGGACUCCCUUCCAGAGCUUGUUUCCAUUGGGUUAGAGAACUCUUCGAUUCAGCCCUUACUGGGAAAUCUAGAAACCUUGGAAGUAAUAGGUUGUUCUAGUUUAAAAGACUUGGUACCAUCUACAGUGUCUUUUUCCAAUCUGACAUAUUUGGAAGUAGAAAGAUGCCCUUGCCUGCUAUUUUUGUUCACAUCCUCCACAGCAAGAAGUUUGGGGCAACUCAAAACAAUGAAGAUAAGUUGCUGUUAUUCAAUUGAAGAGGUAGUAGUCUCUAAGGACGGGGAUGAAUCACAUGAGGAGGAGAUUAUAUUUCCGCAGCUCAAUUGUUUGAAACUUGAAGAACUACCAAAGCUGAGAAGCUUCUAUAAAGGAAGUUUAUUAAGUUUCCCAUCAUUGGAGGAAUUGUCAGUAAUCUCUUGCGAGUGGAUGGAAACAUUAUGUCCAGGUACCCUUAAAGCAGACAAGUUGGUUCAAGUUCAACUUCAGAAGAGUUAUUCUUGGAGGCACUCAGAUCCUAUCAAAUUGGAAAAUGACCUGAACUCUACCAUGCGGGAGGCAUUUAGGGAAAAGCUUUUGGAGUCUACAAGUACUGCAUCAUUUCUUAGUCUCGGAGAUAGCCCACUACAAGUGAUAUGGCUUGACUCACGGUGGAUCCCAAAAUCGGGCUUCAGUAAGUUGAAGUCUUUGACUGUGUACGGAUGCCAAUUUUUAACAGAUGUUGUCAUACCCUUCUAUUUACUUCCUUUCUUAACUAAUUUGGAACAAUUACAAGUCUCGGACUGUCGUUCUGUGAAAAGCAUAUUUGACGUGAAAACAGCUAUGGGAUUGGGAGCAGCAGCCUUCCCUAGACCUCUCCCUUUUUCCCUCAAGAAAUUGACUUUAGAGAGGCUGCCAAAACUGGAGAAUGUCUGGAAUGAAGAUCCUCAUGGAAUUCUAACCAUGCAACUUCUACAACAUGUUAUUGUUGAGGAAUGUAAAUGCCUUACAAGUGUGUUUCCCGCAUCAGUAGCCAAAGAUCUUGAAAAACUAGUUGUCAAAGACUGUAAGGAAUUGAUGGAAAUUGUUGCAGAGGAUAAUGCAGAUCCAAGAGAAGCAAAUCUGGAGCUUACGUUCCCGGGUCCCUGUGUGAGGUCAUUGAAACUACAAGGUUUGCCCAAGUUCAAGUAUUUUUACUACUGCUCACUCCAGACACCUACCGAGGAUGAAAUGCCUACAUCCAACUUGAAGUGCCUGUCACUCGGUGAAAAAGGACUGGAGAUGAUCAAGCGUGGAGAAUUUCAGAGAAACUUCUUACUCAAGUUACAAGUUCUUACUCUGUGCUUUCAUAAUGGGUCGGAUGUAUUUCCAUAUGAAAUUCUACAACUGGCGCCCAAUAUAGAGAAGCUUGUGGUGUACAAUGCUUCCUUCAAGGAGAUUAAUGUGGAUUAUACUGGACUCCUAUUACAGCUCAAAGCCCUAUGCUUGGACUCCUUUCCAGAGCUUGUUUCCAUUGGGUUAGAGAACUCUUGGGUUCAGCCCUUACUGGGAAAUCUAGAAACCUUGGAAGUAAUAGGUUGUUUUAGUUUAAAAGACUUGGUACCAUCUACAGUGUCUUUCUCCUAUCUGACAUAUUUGCAAGUACAAGAUUGCAACAGCCUGCUAUAUUUGUUGACAUCCUCAACAGCAAGAAGUUUGGGUCAACUCAAAAGAAUGGAGAUAAAACGGUGUGGUUCAAUUGAAGAGGUAGUCUCUAAGGAGGGAGGUGAAUCACAUGAGGAGGAGAUAAUAUUUCCGCAGCUCAAUUGUUUGAAACUUGAAGGGUUACGAAAGCUGAGAAGCUUCUAUAAAGGAAGUUUAUUAAGUUUCCCAUCAUUGGAGGAAUUGUCAGUAAUGGAGUGCGAGUGGAUGGAAACAUUAUGUCCAGGUACCCUAAAAGCAGACAAGUUGGUUCAAGUUCAACUUAACAGAUACUCAGAUGCUAUCAAAUUGGAAAAUGACCUGAACUCUACCAUGCGGGAGGCAUUUGGGAAAAAGUUAUGGGACUCUGGAAAGAAAUAUGUUGACCUCAAAGAUAGCCCGCUACAAGAGAUAUGGCUUAGGCUUCACUCACUGCAUAUCCCCCCACACUUCUGCUUCACUUACUUAGACACCUUGAUUGUGGACGGCUGCCAUUUUUUAUCAGAUGCGGUGUUACCCUUCUCUUUACUUCCUUUAUUGCCUAAAUUGAAAACAUUGAAAGUUCGAAACUGUGAUUUUGUGAAAAUCAUAUUUGAUGUGACAACUAUGGGACCACUCCCUUUUGCCCUGGAGGAUUUGAUUUUAGAGCGGCUGCCAAAUCUGGAGAAUGUUUGGAAUUCAAAUGUUGAGCUUACGUUCCCCCAAGUCAAGUCAUUGGCGCUGUGUGAUCUGCCAAAGUUAAAGUAUGACAUGUUGAAGCCAUUUACACAUCUAGAACCACAUACUCUAAAUCAAGUCUGUAUUCAAAAGCUUACACCCAACAUAGAGCACCUGACACUCGGUCAACAUGAACUCAACAUGAUUUUGAGUGGAGAAUUCCAGGGAAACCACUUAAACGAGUUAAAAGUGCUUGCUCUGUUCUUUCAUAUUGAAUCCGAUGUAUUUCUACAACGGGUGCCCAAUAUAGAGAAGCUUGAGGUGCGUGAUGGUUCCUUCAAAGAGAUUUUCUGCUUUGAUAGCCUUAAUGUGGAUGAGGAUGGAUUGGUUUCACAGCUGAAAGUGAUAUGCCCGGACUCCCUUCCAGAGCUUGUUUCCAUUGGGUCAGAGAACUCUGGGAUUGUGCCCUUUCUCAGAAAUCUAGAAACAUUGCAAGUAAUCAGCUGUUUGAGUUCAAUAAAUCUGGUACCAUGCACAGUGUCUUUCUCCAAUCUGACAUAUUUGCAAGUAUACCGUUGCAAGAGUCUGCUAUAUUUGUUCACAUCCUCAACAGCAAGAAGUUUGGGUCAACUCAAAACAAUGGAGAUAGGUUGGUGUGAUUCAAUUGAAGAGAUAGUGUCUUCAACAGAGGAAGGGGAUGAAUCAGAUGAGAAUGAGAUAAUAUUUCAGCAGCUCAAUUGUUUGGUACUUGAACAUUUAGGAAAGCUGAGAAGGUUCUACAAAGGGAGUUUAAGUUUCCCGUCCUUGGAGGAAUUCACAGUAAAGUAUUGCAAGAGGAUGGAAAGUUUGUGUGCAGGUAAAGUCAAAACAGACAAGCUGUUACAAGUGACAUUCCAUUGGUCAGAAGGUGUUAUCCCAUUGGAAACUGAUCUGAACUCUGCCAUGCAAAAGCGAUAGGCAUUUCUGGCAAGGGCAAUGACUCCAAUAUUACUAUUAGAGGAGAUUGAUUCACCAACAAAAAAUGGUUAGAGGAGAUGAACAAAUUAAGUGGCCCGGUGCCUACCCAAAAAAAAAAGUGGCCCAGUUUUAUUAUUUUUGUUUGUGUGUGAAUAAAAAAUGAAUUGUGUGUGUGGUCUACCCAGUUAGUAGUAAAAUACAUUGUUCUAUUCUAUUUAUUAUGUAAUGUGUGUGAUUAUAAGUCUUAAACGACCCUGGAGAAUAAAAAUGAGGUGAUAACUUGUUAGUUUGUAA